Molecule: messenger RNA, 2173 nt
Organism: Galeopterus variegatus (Sunda flying lemur)
Lineage: Eukaryota; Metazoa; Chordata; Mammalia; Dermoptera; Cynocephalidae
Product: melanoma inhibitory activity protein 3-like
Exons: 23
Coding region: 1-2037 (678 amino acids)
Biological process (GO): vesicle cargo loading; endoplasmic reticulum to Golgi vesicle-mediated transport; protein secretion
Cellular component (GO): endoplasmic reticulum exit site; endoplasmic reticulum membrane
Source: RefSeq, a predicted model, not a curated record
AUGGAGGCAGUCCCUGCCAUUGUGCCUCCUGUCGCCACGUCGGACAGGGCACGUUGGGGACCCCUGUCGGUGCUGUACACAGCCCUCACAGCCAAGCUGCUGGAGUUUGUUGCUACAUUGCCUGAUGAUGUUCAGCCUGGGCCAGAUUUCUAUGGACUGCCAUGGGAACCUGUACUUAUAACAGCCUUCUUGGGAAUUGUUUCAUUUGGUGUAUUCUUCUGGAGAACUGUCCUUGUUGUAAAGAGUAGAGUUUAUCAAGUCACUGAACAGCAAAUUUCUAACAAGGUGAAAAACAUCACAAGAGAAAAUCAAGAACUUGCACAAAAGUUGUCAGAUUAUGAACAGAAGAUCAAGGAAUCAAAGAAAUAUAUUCACCCCCCCCCCCCCCAAAAUAUGAUACUUCGUGAUGAAGCAAUUAAAUAUAAGGAUAAACUCAAAACACUUGAAAAAACUAGUGAAAUUCUGGAUGACACAGCUAAAAGUCUUCGUGUUCUGUUAGGAUCUGAGAGAGAACAUACUGUCAGGAAUCGGGACUUGAUAUUAGAAAACAGGAAAUCUAUAGAGAAGUUAAACAAUGUGAUCUCCAUGAACGCUUCAGAAUUUUCAGAGGUUCAAAUUGCUCUUAAUGAAGCUAAGCUUAGUGAAGAGAAGGUGAAGUCUGAAUGCCACCGGGUUCAAGAAGAAAAUACUAGGCUUAAGAAGAAAAAAGAGCAGUUGCAGCAGGAAAUCAGAGACUGGAGUGAAUCACAUGCUGAACUGAGUGAGCAAAUCAAAUCAUUUAAGAAGUCUCAGAAAGAUUUAGAAGUAGCUCUUACUCACAAAGAUGAUAAUAUUAAUGCUUUGACUAAUUGCAUUACACAGUUGAAUCAGUUAGAGUAUGAGUCUGAAUCUGAGAGUCAAAAUAAAGGAGGAAAUGAGUCAGAUGAAUUAGCAAAUGGAGAGGUGGGAGGUAACCGGAAUGAGAAAAUGAAAACUCAAAUUAAGCAGAUGAUGUGCGUCUCUCAGACACAAACUACAAUAUCAGUAGUUGAAGAGGAUCUAAAACUCUUACAAUUUAAGAAUUUGAGUCAAGAAGAGUAUGAGCAGCAAGAAAGAGAGCAGCAGCUGUCAACUGCAGAUGAGAAGGCGGUUUUGGCUGCAGAGGAAAGAUUUCAGCUAGACUGCUGGGAAGAAAGAGAAACACUUUUACUUGACAACCCAUUUUAUCUUAGGAAAUUGAGUCAAGAAGAGUAUGAGCGGCAAGAAAGAGAGCAGCAGCUGUCAACUGCAGAUGAGAAGGCGCUUUUGGCUGCAGAGGAAGUAAAAACUUACAAGCGGAGAAUUGAAGAAACGGAGGAAGAAUUGCAGAAAACACAGCGCUCAUUUAGAAACCAGAUUGCUGCUCAGGAAAAGAAACUGCAUGCUAACUGGGUAAAAUUUCAUGCUGCAGAAAGGGCUAUAGCUGAAGAGAAAAGGGAAGCCGCUGACCUGAGACACAAAUUAUGGGAAAUAACUCAGAAGGUGGCACUGCUGCAAGAAGAGCCUGUGAUUGUAAAACCAAUGCCAGGAAGACCAAACACACAGAACCCUUCACGGAGAGGUCCUCUGAGCCACAAUGGCUCGUUUGGCCCAUCCCCUGUGAGUGGUGGAGAAUGCUCCCCUCCACUGGUAGCAGAGCCACCCGGGAGGCCUCUCUCCGCUACGCCUAACCGAAGAGAUAUGCCUAGAAGAGAAUUUGACCCAGGAUCUGGUGCAGCUGCCGUGAUGAACAGCAACUCAAGAAGCUCUUCCCCUUCUAAGGUGAUGGACGAGGGCAAGCAAACUGUUCCCCAAGAGCCUGAAGGCCCUUCAGUUCCCAGCAUUACUUCUUUGGCUGAGCAUCCAGGAGCAGUUAAUAUGGCUCCUAAAGGACCACCACCUCCUUUUUGGGGGGUGCGCUCCAUGAGCUCCCUGGUUGGAGGCCCCAUCCCACCACCCAUUCGAUAUGGACCACCUCCUCACCUCUGCGGGCCUUUCUGGCCUCGGCCGUUUCCUCCGCCAUUCGGUACGAUGAUUUGAAUAGUAGUAACUGACUUGUAAAGCAUAUUCAUCUUUUCUCUCUGUUCCUCCCUAAAACAGUUGCUAUCGCAGGGCUUUGCAAUAGAAGGAUAAAUCUGACUGAGUACAUUUCAAUUUUGGCUCAAGUUCUUAGGAC